This is a messenger RNA of Penicillium alfredii, 744 nucleotides long. RefSeq names its product RNA-binding signal recognition particle subunit SEC65. Gene Ontology annotation, molecular function: 7S RNA binding. Gene Ontology annotation, cellular component: signal recognition particle, endoplasmic reticulum targeting. The record is from RefSeq and is a predicted model, not a curated record. The transcript has 2 exons. Lineage: Eukaryota; Fungi; Ascomycota; Eurotiomycetes; Eurotiales; Aspergillaceae. The coding region runs from base 1 to 744 and encodes 247 amino acids. Gene Ontology annotation, biological process: SRP-dependent cotranslational protein targeting to membrane, signal sequence recognition; SRP-dependent cotranslational protein targeting to membrane.
AUGUCGCACCAUGCACAAGUCGAGGAGGUCUCCGAUUCGGACCCCGAGGAGAUUGCCCCCGAUGAUUCUUUCGCACAAGACUCAAUCAUUGCUCCUGCAGCAGUACCGGCCUCUGGCCCCUCCAAACCCACACCAUCACCAGCUUCCAUGCCCACUCCCAUGCCCGAGCCCCAGCGCGAGAUCCCACGCCACUUCCAAUGCCUGUACCCGGUUUACUUCGAUAAGACCCGCUCACGUGCCGAGGGCCGCAAGGUGGGCUCAGAGCUGGCGGUCGAAAACCCGCUCGCUCGUGAGAUCGCCGACGCUGUCCAGUUGCUCGGCUUCAAGGUGGGCUUGGAACCAGAGAAGCUCCAUCCCAAGGAUUGGGCGAAUCCCGGGCGGGUGCGCGUGCUGCUGAAGAACGAAGAUGGCAAAUUGGUAAAUCCGAAGAUCAAGAACAGUGCGUCAGUCCCCGUACCGCCUCCGUAUCCGCGGUCUCCCCACCCCCGACAAGCUCCCCUCUGCCCCCCUGCUCCGCGCGGAUGGAAGAUUGGCACGAUUCUGCCGAUCCACUCGCCUGCCUACAGCGGUGGUGGAGUGACGGACAACCCGUUCAAAGAGGCUAUGGCCGAGAUGCAGGGCAUGCCUGGAAUGCCUUCGAUCCCCGGUAUGCCUGAAAUGCCUGGGAUGCCAGGUCUGUCGGGCGAACCUUCAGGGUCUGGAGCUGAGAAGAAAAAGAAAGACAAGAAGAAGGGCAAGGCAUGA